CAAAUAGACAUUCGUGUAUACAUUCGGACUUUGAUUGCUUCUUAAAAAAAAACUAUAAAAGAUAAUAAAUAGAUAUUUUAUAGUAGGAAACUUGGCUGGAUUAUCUGUCGAUUCGUGUAUCUUGUUUAUAAUAAAAUGCGCUGUGCUUCCAAAGGUGAGCCAAAACAUCGAAAAAUUUUUGACACGGCCUAAAUUUUAACGUAAAUCAGACAUUCGAGGUGAAACAGCACAUGCCGAUUUGAACACAUCUUCGACACUAGGGCAGAAAUAAAUACGCUAAAUCGACUCCAAACUACUGAAAACGUACCAUCACUUCCAUUUUUCACCAAUUGAAAGCGUAAAACAUGAAAAUUCGAACAUCCAAAAGGUAUCCAACAACCUCCGAGGAAACCCCCAAAUGAAAACAUCACCAAAAAAUGUCCCUAAAUAACUUUCGUAAAAGUGUUCGGAUUUGGAUGAAACUUGAUAUGCUUACUAAAUUCGUUGUACUUGACAUGUAUUAGGGGGUCUGGUUGAGUUUUUUUGGCUUUUGGUGAAAUUUUCGAGACCCCUUCCCCGAAGCUCUAUACUGAAGCCUUAUAGAAAGUUUCUCGAAUGUCGAUGUCCCUAAAUAACUUUCGUAAAAGUGUUCGGAUUUAGAUGAAACUUGAUAUGCUUACUAAAUUCGUUGUACUUGACAUGUAUUAGGGGGUCUGGUUGAGUUUUUUUGGCUUUUGGUGAAAUUUUCGAGACCCCUUCCCCGAAGCUCUAUACUGAAGCCUUAUAAAAAGUUUCUCGAAUGUCGAUGUCCCUAAAUAACUUUCGUAAAAGUGUUCGGAUUUAGAUGAAACUUGAUAUGCUUACUAAAUUCGUUGUACUUGACAUGUAUUAGGGGGUCUGGUUGAGUUUUUUUGGCUUUUGGUGAAAUUUUCGAGACCCCUUCCCCGAAGCUCUAUACUGAAGCCUUAUAGAAAGUUUCUCGAAUGUCGAUGUCCCUAAAUAACUUUCGUAAAAGUGUUCGGAUUUGGAUAAAACUUGAUAUGCUUACUAAAUUCGUUGUACUUGACAUGUAUUAGGGGGUCUGGUUGAGUUUUUUUGGCUUUUGGUGAAAUUUUCGAGACACCUUCCCCGAAGCUCCAUACUGAAGCCUUAUAGAAAGUUUCUCGAAUGUCGAUGUCCCUAAAUAACUUUCGUAAAAGUGUUCGGAUUUGGAUGAAACUUGAUAUGCUUACUAAAUUCGUUGUACUUGACAUGUAUUAGGGGGUCUGGUUGAGUUAUUUCGGCUUUUGGUGAAAUUUUCGAGACCCCUUCCCCGAAGCUCUAUACUGAAGCCUUAUAGAAAGUUUCUCGAAUGUCGAUGUCCCUAAAUAACUUUCGUAAAAGUGUUCGGAUUUGGAUGAAACUUGAUAUGCUUAAUAAAUUCGUUGUACUUGACAUGUAUUAGGGGGUCUGGUUAAGUUUUUUUGGCUUUUGGUGAAAUUUUCGAGACCCCUUCCCCGAAGCUCUAUACUGAAGCCUUAUAGAAAGUUUCUCGAAUGUCGAUGUCCCUAAAUAACUUUCGUAAAAGUGUUCGGAUUUGGAUGAAACUUGAUAUGCUUAAUAAAUUCGUUGUACUUGACAUGUAUUAGGGGGUCUGGUUGAGUUUUUUUGGCUUUUGGUGAAAUUUUCGAGACCCCUUCCCCGAAGCUCUAUACUGAAGCCUUAUAGAAAGUUUCUCGAAUGUCGAUGUCCCUAAAUAACUUUCGUAAAAGUGUUCGGAUUUGGAUGAAACUUGAUAUGCUUACUAAAUUCGUUGUACUUGACAUGUAUUAGGGGGUCUGGUUGAGUUUUUUUGGCUUUUGGUGAAAUUUUCGAGACCCCUUCCCCGAAGCUCUAUACUGAAGCCUUAUAGAAAGUUUCUCGAAUGUCGAUGUCCCUAAAUAACUUUCGUAAAAGUGUUCGGAUUUGGAUGAAACUUGAUAUGCUUACUAAAUUCGUUGUACUUGACAUGUAUUAGGGGGUCUGGUUGAGUUAUUUCGGCUUUUCGUGAAAUUUUCGAGACCCCUUCCCCGAAGCAGGCACGUAAAUAAUAGGGGGGGCGUUGGGGGCGUAACGCCCCCCCCCCCAAUGUUUGGAAAAUCCAGUUACAGUUGGAAAACUCAACGGUUGACUUGGAAUUUUUUUCUUAAGACCCAACUUGUGAAUUUUAUAUUUUAAGAAGUUUUUUAUUUUAAAUGUUAAAAUUCUAAACAUUAAAAUUCACAGGCAUAAGCUGACCCAUCCACUAAUCGUUUUCUACUGUGAAUCCCGUCUCCAUUGGAUCCAAAUUGCACAAUUGCCCCGUUUGCUUUCUUUCUGAAGGGAGUUGAAUCAAAUUACGAACAGGCAAGGUGAAUUUCCCGAUAAGAAACUUGAAACUUUACAGUUUGGAAUAAUAAUACCCGUAUUGAUCAGAAUAUAUUAGAGUGGGAGUUUUUUAAGAAACUACGAGUAGUUAAUUCAAUAAGUAAUUAAGAAUCUUUCAGUACUAAAAGUUCUCAACGUCUCUUAUAAAAAACGAGUUUAUGCUAAACUCCCCCUGUUAUUUGUUAACGUCCUUGACACCUUAUCAUAAAUUCCUAUGACAAAACUGCUGUGAAGCAAGAACACAUUGCAAAAGCUGCAGUAGAAGUAUUUGAUCAAAGAAGGGUGUUUCAUCUUUCAAAUCAGGCAUAUGCACAAGCUUGCUCUCAAAUGAUCAUUUCAAUUGUAAAGAACGAAAAGGCAAUUGGCCCUUUGAAAAUUGUUAGUAGUUUUUUUCGAUCAAGAUAAAAAAUAAAAGGCUCAAAUUCUUGGUGCUUCUAUAUCGCGAAAAAAAAUGUAUUUUAGAUAAAAUUGAUCUGAAAGAAUACUACUAAUCAUUAAGUAUAUUUAAUACUGGUUUUGCUUAAAUGUUGCUUUACUUCUUACAGUAAGUUUAAAUGUUUGUUUCGUGUUAAUCAAAAUUUAAUGAUUUAGGCUUUUAUGCUUUAGGCUAAUUAUUGAGUAAAGUUUUGGUAAUUAUAAAGAAAAUAGAACUAUGGUGUUCGGGCUAUUUACAAAUAUCAAUUUGGUAGGUACAGUAGAUUUACUGGUCGAAUGAACAAAUUCUCACUUAAAGUCGGAAUUUUCAUCCUUCCACGCCCCUCCAAAAUUAGCAACUCGUUUUUGUGCAUUUCUGGGUAGUUCACCAUCUGCCUUCACGCUUCUCUUUUGCUCUUUUAUCUAUUGUAUUUAUUCUGCUUUUGUCACCUCCGGCUGGACCUAGAAACUUUACUUGUGUAUUCUAAUUAGCUAUUAUUAUCCUUGCUAGUAAAAUGUGUUAUCUGUAUUUCUUUUGUUUUGUAUUCCUUAUUUUACGCUCCAAAUUUAAGUGUAGGUUAUUCUGAAGAAGCAUAUUGCGAAACGUUAAUCAAGUUGUUCUUAUAUCGUUUUGGGCAUUAAUAUUUCUAAAUUUAGGUGUAAGUUCAGCUGGAAUCCUCCUACUUCUGAUCCUCUGCUAGAAUCUUAUCUUUCUCAACUUGAAAAGGAAGUGCUGUCUGUCACCGCGGAAGGUAAGUAUUACAGCAACCUUUCCUCUUCUGAACUUUCUGCGUUGAAUAAUCUUAAGUGUGAUAUAGACCAGACGGAAAAUGAGGUAGGGGUAACCUGGAGCCGAACUUUAUUAGGUAAUGUUUUUCCGAUGUAGAAUUUUGUGCUGAAUAAGAAAAUCUUUGGUAAACUUGCGGUACCCGCUGGGAUUACCAUAUAUGGGCAUUUUUCGAACCGGGGGUAUGGUAAUCAAUUAUUUCCCUAAAAACAUAUCUUUUAAAGGUCGGUCUUGGCAUUAAACAUCAUUUUAUACCAUUUUAAACACUGAUUUGAUCCCUUUUUGUUAAUUCUACCAGGUAGCAGCAAGUUAUAGGAUUAGGGGGAUUAAGAUUGUGAAGAUGAGGGUUACAUCAUGUGUUUGAUUGUCUAGAAUAUCGCAAAAAGUACAAAAAGGAUCGUACCUGCGUUUCAUAAGAAUUUUUCAUUGCUGUUACUAAAUUCUUCAUCCUCACUUUCAUCGCUGCUCUCAUUAUCAAGGAAGCGGACAAGGGUUCAGCUGUUGUAGUUUGGGACAGGGGAAUUACCUAAAAGAGGCUAACCGGCAAUUAGGUGAUAGGCAAGUUUAAGAGGAGAUUGAGGUGGACCCCACGAUAGAAUUGGGCAAGGACGUUAAUAAUAGGAUUAAUGAGUUAAGGGCGGAGGAUCCCGGGUUAAAGGAAAUGACUGAAUUUUGUCUUAAGGUUAAAGUGAGGGGAAACUAGGUAGAAUCUAUUUGUUACCUAAGAUUCGUAAGGGAUUAAGUGGGGUUAAGGGUAGGCCAGUCAUUUCCAAUUGGGGCACCAUUACAGAAAAUAUAUCAGAAUAUCUAGAUCACCACCUCAAUCCACUGGUUAGCCUCGGUAGGUCGUACAUUAAGGACACUAUCAUUUUUUUUCUAAGUUAAGUGAAAUAGGUAGGACACCAGAGGGGGCUAUACUAUGCACGGUUGAUGUUGUGGGACUCUAUUCUAGCAUUCCACAUGGAGAGGGUUUGAAAGCCAUCAGGGAAGCGCUGGAUAGAUGGUAAACCCAAACGUGUCUUCUGAUACCCUGGUGGGAUUGGCAUCUUUGGUUCUCGAUCUUUGAUGAUAGGUUUUAUAGACAGAAGUUAGGCACCGCUAUAGGAACUAAGUUCGCUCCAGCUUAUGCAAACCUCUUUGGGACUGGGUUGGAAGAAAGAUUGUUGAAGGAAUCAGUGGACACACCCAUUGUCUGGAUGAGAUUCAUCGAUGAUGUUUUCUUCAUCUGGACACAUGGCGAGAAGAAGCUUGAGACCUUCAUCAAAUUUCUUAACAGUAGCCACGAUACCAUUAAGUUUAAAGGGGAGCACUCUAGGGAGAGCAUAAGUUUUUUAGACGUUAAGGUUAGUGUAAGUGAGGGGGGAGUCCUAACGACAGACUUGUUUUGUAAACAUACUGAUACACAUCAGUAUUUCCAUAAGAAGUCUUGUCACCCCUGUCAUACCAGAAGACAUUACCCUAUAGUCAGGCUUACAUAGGAUUUCACCAAAAGCCAAAAAAACUCAAUCAGACCCCCUAAUACAUGUCAAGUACAACGAAUUUAUUAAGCAUAUCAAGUUUCAUCCAAAUCCGAACACUUUUACGAAAGUUAUUUAGGGACAUCGACAUUCGAGAAACUUUCUAUAAGGCUUCAGUAUAGAGCUUCGGGGAAGGGGUCUCGAAAAUUUCACCAAAAGCCAAAAAAACUUAACCAGACCCCCUAAUACAUGUCAAGUACAACGAAUUUAUUAAGCAUAUCAAGUUUCAUCCAAAUCCGAACACUUUUACGAAAGUUAUUUAGGGACAUCGACAUUCGAGAAACUUUCUAUAAGGCUUCAGUAUAGAGCUUCGGGGAAGGGGUCUCGAAAAUUUCACCAAAAGCCAAAAAAACUCAACCAGACCCCCUAAUACAUGUCAAGUACAACGAAUUUAGUAAGCAUAUCAAGUUUCAUCCAAAUCCGAACACUUUUACGAAAGUUAUUUAGGGACAUUUUUUGGUGAUGUUUUCAUUUGGGGGUUUCCUCGGAGGUUGUUGGAUACCUUUUGGAUGUUCGAAUUUUCAUGUUUUACGCUUUCAAUUGGUGAAAAAUGGAAGUGAUGGAGACAAUGCCAGUGAAUGGCCUGAAGAUGCACAGAUUUACCAACCUCUUUUAGGUCAAAUGACUUUACCUGAGCAAGCAAAAUGCUAUGGAAUUGAGGCUCUUCUCAGACUUCAAAACCUGAAAUAUGAUUUGGUAAUGAGAUCAAAUGCAGAAUAUAUUUCUCCAUCAGGAAAGGUACCCUUAUUGCGAAUAGAUGAUGAGGUAGUUUCAGAAGAGUCAAUUCUUUCUUGGCUGCAGAAGAAGGUGAAUGAAAUAAAAUAUUUCAAUGACUGUUUUUUAUAUUGAAUAGACUUAUUGCCUUGAAAUUUUUCAAGUAGGAAUGAUGGUAAGUUUUUGAAAUUCCAUUCACCCUUAUUAGUAUUUUGAAAUUCCAGUCCAAGCUAUGCUGAAUCUAUUAUUUUUGUUAGGAAUUUCAUCAAUGACCUCUUUAUUUAUUUCACCCAGUCUGUUUGGUACUAGGGAGGUACAGGAAAAUUAGCCACCUUUGCUAAACUCCCAUG
Messenger RNA from Rhopilema esculentum, 6146 nucleotides. The record is from RefSeq and is a predicted model, not a curated record. NCBI's taxonomy places the organism in Eukaryota, Metazoa, Cnidaria, Scyphozoa, Rhizostomeae, Rhizostomatidae.